AUGGGGCCGUACUGGGGAAACUUGCCAGACGCAAGAGACGUCCAAAAAGCAAGAGAUGCAAAAGCAGCAGAAGCAGCAGAAGCAGCCGCUGGUCAGGCAAGGAAUGGCCCGUCUGCCGCUCCUUCAGGCCUGACAGCUCCCGACGGUCAGACCCAACCACAGGGCCACGCUCGUCUCCCGUCAUUGGACACGAUGGCCCAGCUGCAGCCCAAGCCGAACCGCGCGUCCAUCCAGACAGCACACACUACAAAUACCGAUGCGCCGACCGAGUCCACAAUGAGCCCGUUCGUGUCGCCCACCAGCCCCCAAUUUCCCGACCAAGGCCUCGCUCCGCGCCCUCCUUCAUUUCCCUACAACGGCGCUGCUGCUGCCGCCGCCGCCGCCAGCCUCAACCGCCCGAGCCAGCGACACCAGCGACAGCUGUCGCAAGACAGCGCCGAUCGUAGCUUUGACCGGAACAACAGACGCCGCGACAGUCGCGACCAGAGCGAGGACGUCGGCUACGACGACACGUUCCGUGGCAGCCAGGAGCCGCUUGACGACCUCGACAAGGGUGUCGAUCCUCCUCCAGCGGCACCCGACGUCCCGCGUGGCCCGCCCCUGAGCUACCGACCGCCUGGCUACGCCGUCGCCAGUUCUGCCUACCCGCCAGUGUCCUCCAGCUCGCCCCAUACGCCCCGAAGCAUGCAGCGGCCCGAGGUGUCGCUCUCCGUCGACGCAAUGGCCGUCGAUGGUCCCGGCCAAUACUACGUGUCUGCGCCAGUCGCGGCACCUGCACCACGCACCGCUGGCGACGGCCGCUCCCGCAAUCCCGUCGAUCCCAACGCCAGCCCAGGAACGCGCCGGCGCCCGUCGGUUAGCGGUGGCGCCAGGCCGCAACCAGCCUCAGCAACAACACCACGGCGGUCGCAGUCAGGCACCGAGACUGGCCUUGGUCUCGGCUCUGCAGCACCACAAGAUGCCAGCGGAACUGCGCCGCCACGGCGUCGCGUGUCCACCGGCGGCAGCCCGGCCGACCGCACCCAGAAAAAGUUCGACGAAGUCCGCUCGCCCCUCCAAAAGCUUGAGCUAACGCUCGACAGCAUUACAAAAGAAGAAAAACGCGCACGCGUUGCUGCUGCUGAACAAGCGGCUCGAGAGAAGGAGCGCCGUCGUACAGAGGCAGGGUCUCAACAACAGCGGCAGCAAUCCAGUCAACAAUACGCCCAGCAGGCGAGAUCGCAAGCGCGACCGCAUCAACCCGCGCGUCAACAACAGCCACAGCCGCAGCCCCUACCACAGCAGCAACAGCCGCAGCAUCAACCACAGCAACAGCAGGUCCGCUUCCGGGACCGUGCACCGCCGGCCAUUGAUGGAGAACCUCGACCUCUUCUGCAGCCCGAGAUGAGCCCCGUUGAGGAGAGUUACCUGCCAAUUGCUGCCGCCGCCGCCGCCUCUGCGCAGAGAGGCAACCCGCCUCAGUAUGACACCGAUGGCACACCUCCGCCGCCGCCUCCCGACUCGGAGAAGCCUCGCAAUCUUCCACAGCAGACACGCAUUGUUCCGUCCGGGUCGGGUAUCCCCCAGCGCAAUCUCAGUUUCCGCGAACGAGCCGCGCAUGGCAAUGUCAGACUGCCCCAGGCUGAUGAGCAGUCGCCUACCCUUCCCACGCAAGCCGUGGCUCCAAACAAUGCAGUUCCCCACAGACAAAACAGCGCACGCUCCGGGAAGCUGCAGAAGGAACCGCCCAGCGACUUGCGGUAUACCCAGCCACAGAAUGCAUACCCGGCAGCCCAGCCGCACAGCGCGCAACCCCCGGCAGGUGGAGUUCCUGCUGAAGCCAUCCCGAGAACCAUGCCCACCGACCUUGAUGCGGCCCUUUUACGAGGUCGUUCUCAACAAGAGCCACCGCCGGCUCCGCAGGCCUCGACAUACCAGUUUCCCCCGCAACAGCCAGCAAAAUUAGUGAAAUCACCAAGCCAGCGGAAAGCACCUGCAAAUAGCUCCUAUCCGAACCGCGCUGUCCUGCAAGCAGCGAACGGAACCUUUGAUGGUUCGUACAACAGUCCUGUCGACAACAGCGUCAACAAUAAUGCUGCAGAGGACGCAGUCGCCGCUAGUGUCACGGGUGUUGCGGGUGCAUCAGGCGCUGCGUCUGCCGCUGCUGCUGAAUCCUCAGCCGACGCACCAUUGAAGAGGACGGCUCGAUUCGGCCAGGACGUGAUUGACAACGAGCCAGAGCCAAGUCUACCUACUCGUGGCGACAGGCACUUUGACGACCCCCACCACCACCGCUUUUCCAACAUGGUCUACCGCGCACGUAACAACCUGCAACCGGGCCAGGGCAAAUACAACCCGCCCAACUACCUAGACGAGUGGAAACAAGGGACCGUCGGUACCCUCGCAGCCGGUCUCCUGGACUUGUCCGACAAGACCUCGCCGUCUGCUGACCGAGACAAGGCUUGGUGGGAGAAGAGCAAGCGCCGCGGCAGCGCCUCCACUGCACCGCCCCGUCCUAGGAAAGGCGAGGCAUUUGACGGGGAGUAUGACGAGGCCAACGGCCCAUCACGCUUCAAGCCGCCUCUACACCUUGUCUGUGGACCAUUGCUACGAUACUGUGGUAUGCGCAAAGAGCGCUCUCCCUCGCGGGGCGCCCGCAAUGGAAGUCGCAACCAGAUAGCCGAGCGCGAGUUCUGGCGCGGCAGCGUCAUGAUCGUCACUCGCGACACCGACUCGUCGUACGAAAUCGCCCCGACACUCCGCUUGUUUUCGCAGCCCCUUGAUGUGCUGCCGCCGCCACCGAGCGAGGUCGAAGGUACUCUGUCGCCCGAGUACGUGGAUCCCCUCGUUGGGCAUCCCAAACUCGGCCGCAACGGCGAGACUCUUUAUGUGCGUCCUGUCGAGCACCUUGAGCAAGCCAAGGAUCUGUCCCGCGAUGAGUCCGACGAGGGCUUGUUUGAGAAGACAAAGAGCCCUGUGGACGGCGUAGGCCCUGCAGGCCAGGCCGUGGACUUGCCUGGCUCGUUUGCGGAUCGCCUGAAAAAGACCGACCUGGACGGAGAAAAGGCGGGCAAAUUCAAGGACGUUCGUGGUUUCCGGCUGCACUUCGAGCGCGGCGUGACUUUCUGGCGAUUCAACAUUGAGGUCGAACUGCUGGACAAGCAGCAGCGGAUCGCGUACCGCAUAAAUCGUGGCCCGGCCACCGGCUUCUGGGUGCCGGCCAAGGGCCAGUCGAUGCACAUUAUGUUCUACUCGUGCAACGGCUUCAGCCUCAGUGUCAAGCCGGACGAAUUUAGCGGCCCGGAUCCGAUGUGGCGCGACGUCCUCAACAACCACCAGACGCAGCCCUUCCAUGUGAUGAUUGGCGGUGGCGAUCAGCUCUACAACGACGCCAUCAUGAACCAAACGACAAUCUUCCAGGAGUGGCUCACCAUCCGCAACCCCCUCACAAAGGGCAACAUGCCAUUUACCCCUGAAAUGCAGGACGAGAUGGAGGAGUUCUACCUCAACCGCUAUGCCAUGUGGUUCUCACAGGGCCUCUUCUCCUUGGCCAACUCGCAAAUUCCCAUGGUCAACAUGUACGAUGACCAUGACAUUAUUGAUGGAUUUGGCUCCUACCCGCAACACUUUAUGCAGUCUCCCGUCUUCGCUGGAUUGGGCAACGUCGCUUUCAAGUACUAUAUGCUGUUCCAACACCAGAGCGUGAUUGGGGAGACGGAGGAGUCGGAGCCGAGCUGGAUUCUGGGCCAGACCCCUGGCCCCUACAUCAACGAGGUCAGCCGCAGUACUUUUAUGCAUCUUGGCGCGAAGGUGGCACUCCUGGCCGUCGACUGCCGCACGGAGCGGACGCGAGAGGAGGUUCUUCGUGAAGACACGUGGAAGCGCAUCGUCGACCGGUGUUACAAGGAGAUCGAAAAGGGCCAGACCGAGCAUCUUCUCGUCCAGCUCGGCAUUCCAAUUGCCUAUCCACGCCUUGUCUGGCUGGAGAACAUCCUGACGUCUCGGCUUAUGGAGCCCGUCAAGCUGCUUGGCAAGACGGGCAUCCUCGGCAACUUCCUCAACCAUUUUGACGGCGGCGUGGAGAUCCUCGACGACCUUGACGACCACUGGACGGCCAAGAACCACAAGGACGAGCGGAAGGUUGUCAUUGAAGACCUGCAAGACCUGGCGGCUGACCGCUCGGUGCGCAUAACCAUUCUCAGUGGCGACGUCCAUUUGGCAGCCAUUGGACAGUUCUACUCGAAUUCCAAGCAGGGCCUGGCGAAGCACAAGGAUUUCCGGUACAUGCCCAACGUUAUCUCGUCCGCAAUUGCCAACACGCCGCCACCAGACAUCAUGGCCGACAUCCUCAACAAGCGCAACAAGGUCCACCACUUUGACAAGGAGACGGACGAGGACAUGAUCCCGCUCUUUGGUCACGGCGUGGACGGCAAGCCAAGAAAUAACAAGACCCUGCUGCCCCACCGCAACUGGUGUUCGAUCCAGCCCUAUGCACCAGGAGAUAAUCCAGAUCCAGCGUUCCAGCACUCAGGCCUCAACGUUGCAGCGGACGACAUGUCGACAAGCAGCCGCGGAAACUUCUUCAUGCGGACCGUCUCGUUCCGUCGCAACCCCUACAAUGGCAACAGCGGCAACAACGGCGAUCUGUCACGGCCCCCUAUAUCCGGUGGAGGUGGGAGCCUUCUCCGGCGGUUCAGCCGCGGCAGGCAGUCCGUGGACUCUGUGCAGCGUCCCGUUGUGCCUAACAACGGUGUGCGCCGAUCGUUCUCCCUGGCACGCGCGAAUCCUUCCAACUUGUUCCGCCGUCUCAGCAGCCGUCGUCAGAGAAGACCAGAUGAUGGCGGCAUCAACGGCAGCUGGGGCCCAGACAGUGAGGAGGCGCUGCCGCAACAACAAUACGAACAGGCGGCGAACCAACAGGCCUAUCAGCAGGAACGGUACCCACCACCACAGCAGCAGCAGCAGCAGCAGCAGUCGGGUGCGCCACCUAUUCCGGGCAAGAUCCCUGUCAACUACGCAAACGGGCAAGGCCACAACCACGGCCAGGGCCAUGGCCGCGGAUACGACCAGUCUCGUCGUCGGGGUGUACACCCCGGCCAGUACCCAGAUGACCAGAGUACGAUUAGCAGUGAGGAAGAUGUGCCCGGUGCGCCGGCGUCGGGUGGUCAAUCGCAGCAGGCUCGCAUCCGCGGCGGUGCGGGCUCACCGUCUGACCUGGCCAGCCAAGCCUACGACGAGUACGAAAACGGCGACGAGGGCUACUUUUCAGUCAAGAGGCGCCCAGCCGGUCCCGGGCGCAGCCAGACGGCUCCCGAUAUGGGUGCUACAGGUUUUGCACCUCAUCAGCAGCAGCAGCGGGCCCCGCAAGCCUCGGGCGGCACACUGCCGACGAUGUCGGAUGCCGCCGACGGCAGCAUGGGCGGCAGCAUGGGACCACCGACGCGACCGUUCUACCGCACACCGACGGGCCUAACGGCCCGGCAGAUGAAGAAAGCCGAGAAGUACGAGGUCAACCUCGAGGGCGGCCUGGACAUCCGGCUCAACGUCGAGGUCAACCCCAAGGACCCGUCGGGCAUCACAGUGCCGUACCGACUGGUUGUGCCCAGGCUGUGGUAUACGUACGAGAGCGACCCUGUGGCCGGGGCGAUGGGUGGUGGGAAAGUGGCUACGGCGCCAACGGGAAUCAAGCGGCUUCUCAGCAUCGGCCGUCGGAAACCGUCUCUGUCCUUGCCCCCGCCACAGCCCAUGCAGCAGGUCGAGCCAUUGCAGCCAGUGCAACCUAUACAGCCCAUACAACAGGCACCACAGAUGCAGCAAAUGCAGCAAGUUCCGCCAGAGACAUAUGGUGGUGCCGAAAACCAGUAUGCCCGCUAA
Messenger RNA from Sporothrix brasiliensis 5110, 5853 nucleotides. RefSeq lists its product as uncharacterized. The transcript has 2 exons. The coding region runs from base 1 to 5853 and encodes 1950 amino acids. Gene Ontology annotation, cellular component: membrane. The record is from RefSeq and is a predicted model, not a curated record. NCBI's taxonomy places the organism in Eukaryota, Fungi, Ascomycota, Sordariomycetes, Ophiostomatales, Ophiostomataceae.